Messenger RNA from Gryllus bimaculatus (two-spotted cricket), 1788 nucleotides. NCBI's taxonomy places the organism in Eukaryota, Metazoa, Arthropoda, Insecta, Orthoptera, Gryllidae. The record is from the annotation of a GenBank genome assembly.
CAGCCGGAGUCGUCGCACGUGCCAACACAACCACGCGGCUUUGCGCUUAAACGCUCUGCGCGCGACCGGCAACUGUUUCGGGAGUGCGUUAAAGCUCGCCGCUUAGACGUGGUUCGAUGAACUGUGUUUGUGGUUUGCGAUGAAUGCGUUGGAACGGAACAAUAUUUACGGUGUUUCUCUACCGACGAUCUUCGGAUCGAGAUCUGUGGACUGAAUUCUCGUUGUGGAUGGAUGUGUGGGCUGUCAAGUGAUUCAUGUACUGAAUUUAAACAACAAAAGAUAUUUGUGACUCAAUUGCAGUUUUCGUGCAAUAAUCAGUACCUAUGGAUUGACUUCUUGUACUGAUAUUGCUGGAUGAUUCGAGUGUGUUAUCAAGUGUUGAAUGUAAUUUAAAAUUUGAAUGUCAAUUUAAACAAUGAACAAUAUUUGUUACUGAAUAACAAUAUUUGGGCGAAGACCAGUACUUAUGGACUGAUUUCUUGUUUUGAUUUUGUUGGAUGAUUCGAUGAUGCUGUGAAGUAUUGAAAAUAAUGCUCAACUUCAAUGCGUGUUUGACCAAAAAACAAUACUCGUAUUUGUGACCGUCCGUCAAGAACAACCUUUACGUCAGUACACGGUCGUUGAACUAUUUUCUACUUAUCCCGAAAAAGGUGGCUGAUUUGCGAAAACAGUAUAGUACUGAGUGAUGGUGGUUCGUCUGGCAGUGGUACUGUAACAGUUCGCUCGGGCCAAAAACCGUGUUUGUUGCCGGAUUCCUUCGUAUUGGAACAUUGGAAGAUGGUUCGCGGAAAAUAGCGAGUUCCAGACGUAGCGGGCGGGGACUUCGCCGAGACGACACACGCGGCGUCGCCUCAGUCAGACGGAUCCCGGGAGCGCGCGUGCCGCAGUGGGAGUGCCGAGGAGUGCGCGCGAGUGCCGGGAAGUGCCCGCGAGUGCCGGAGAGUGCCGGGGCGACAUGAACGGCCACGCCGUGGAAGACAAGCCGCCGACGGCGCCAGCGGAGGAGAAGCUGCCCAAAUAUGUGGAGGAGCGCGCUAGCAGGGGCUCGUUCACGAUGGAUAUGAAGGGCCCUAUAAGGCCGCUCGACUUAGGAGAAGAUGGAGACAGCAAGACUCCCAGGCAACGGCGGCUGUUGCUUGCUCUCGGCCUGCUGGUGCUGUUGGUGGUGGCGCUCGUCAUCUGCCUGGUGGUGGUGGUGAUACGACUUGAAGACAAAAUUACUGAAAACAUUUGUGAAACGGAAGAAUGCAUCAGAUCUGCGGACAACCUGAUCCAGUCGAUGGACACGUCGGUGGAGCCCUGCAACGACUUCUACAAGUUCGCAUUAUUUGGAGACCAACGACUCCGAGAGCGAUCCGGAAUGCUGGACGAGCUGGGCCUGGGCCCGCUGCUGGCGGCGGUGGAGCGCCUGGGGCUGGGGCCGCCGCCCACGUCGUGGGCGUCGCCCAAGGGCCGCGAGGGCGCCGCGAGCGACGGCUGGCGCCUGGAGGCGGCGCUGGUGGCGGCGCAGCGCUCGCUGGGGCUGGACGUGCUGGUGGGCGUGGGCGUGUGGCCCGCGCCCACCGACCGGCGCCGCAGCCGGCUCACCGUCGCCACGCCCUCCUCCGCGCCCGUGCUACCCGGGUACCCCGAAGUGGUGAGUCGUUCCAGCUCAGCCGACGAGUCAUCGGCCCCAGCGCAUGGCCAUCACGGGACAGGAGGAUCCCAUCAGCGGCGAGUGUAUGGGUAGAGUUCGUGACUGCCUGGCUGUCCGGGUGACGCCGCGUCGUUGGCUGAGAGGCCGACGUU